This is a messenger RNA of Phascolarctos cinereus (koala), 1185 nucleotides long. RefSeq lists its product as uncharacterized. Lineage: Eukaryota; Metazoa; Chordata; Mammalia; Diprotodontia; Phascolarctidae. Gene Ontology annotation, molecular function: DNA-binding transcription factor activity, RNA polymerase II-specific; RNA polymerase II cis-regulatory region sequence-specific DNA binding. Gene Ontology annotation, cellular component: transcription regulator complex; PcG protein complex; chromatin. The record is from RefSeq and is a predicted model, not a curated record. Gene Ontology annotation, biological process: regulation of transcription by RNA polymerase II.
AUGAACAUCAGAGAGUCCACACUGGAGGGAAACCCUAUAUAUGUGAUGAGUGGGAAAGGAUUCAUAAAAAAGUCAAAUCUUCAUGAACAUCAGAGAGUCCACACAGGAGAACCCUAUAUAUGUGAUGAGUGUGGGAAAGGAUUCAUAAAAAAGUCAAAUCUUCAUGAACAUCAGAGAGUCCACACAGGUGAGAAGCCCUAUAUAUGUGAUGAGUGUGGGAAAGGAUUCAUAAAAAAGUCAAAUCUUCAUGAACAUCAGAGAGUCCACACUGGAGGGAAACCCUAUAUAUGUGAUGAGUGUGAGAAAGGAUUCGUAAAAAAGUCAAAUCUUCAUGAACAUCAGAGAGUCCACACUGGAGAGAAGCUCUAUGUAUGUGAUGAGUGUGGGAAAGGAUUCAUAAAAAAGUCAAAUCUUCACAAACAUCAGAGAGUCCACACUGGAGAGAAGCUCUAUGUAUGUGAUGAGUGUGGGAAAGGAUUCAUAAAAAAGUCAAAUCUUCAUGAACAUCAGAGAGUCCACACUGGAGGGAAACCCUAUAUAUGUGAUGAGUGUGAGAAAGGAUUCAUAAAAAAGUCAAAUCUUCAUGAACAUCAGGGAGUCCACACUGGAGAGAAGCUCUAUGUAUGUGAUGAGUGUGGGAAAGGAUUCAUAAAAAAGUCAAAUCUUCAUGAACAUCAGAGAGUCCACACUGGAGAGAAGCUCUAUGUAUGUGAUGAGUGUGGGAAAGGAUUCAUAAAAAAGUCAAAUCUUCAUGAACAUCAGAGAGUCCACACUGGAGAGAAGCUCUAUGUAUGUGAUGAGUGUGGGAAAGGAUUCAUAAAAAAGUCAAAUCUUCACAAACAUCAGAGAGUCCACACAGGUGAGAAGCCCUAUAUAUGUGAUGAGUGUGGGAAAGGAUUCAUAAAAAAGUCAAAUCUUCAUGAACAUCAGAGAGUCCACACUGGAGAGAAACCCUAUAUAUGUGAUGAGUGUGGGAAAGGAUUCAAACGGAAGUCAGAUCUUUAUAAACAUCAUAAAAUUAGCGAACUGGGGGUGACGGCCAGCAGCAUCGCCCACCCCAUUGCUUCUGUACUGACCAGGCACAUGCUGGUUCCUUCAGCAGCACACAUGGGUCUGGCGUUCCUUGCCAGCAGAGGUUCCCUCAAUCCUCAAGGCUUAGCUACCCAACUCCCCUCACUGUCCUAG